AUGAUCCUGCACAAGCUUGACGGCGAGGAAUGGGCGGCGAAUCUAGGGGCGUACGAGCGGCAGCACCCCGAGGUGGUGGUGAUCGACGAGUACGAGAACGUGCACAAGCUGGACGACCGCCGCGAGAUGCUCGCGGCCGUUAGCCACGUGGACGCGUCCGAGCACGGCGCGCAGGUGCACGUGCCCAAGCAGCUCAUCGUGGAGCGCGGCACGCCGCCCCAGGACAUCGCGAAGAUACUGGAAGAUGCGGGUUUCUCCCUGCCGGCAGUAGCGAAGCCCCUGGAGGCGAACGGCACGACGAGCUCGCACACGCUGGGGCUCGUGCUGGACGAGCAGUCGCUGCUGCAGGUGCACACGCCCGUGCUGCUGCAGGAGUUUGUGAACCACGGCGGCAUCCUCUUCAAGCUCUACGUGCUGGGCGACAAGAUUAUGGUCUUCCGCCGCCAGUCCCUGCCUGAUAUCCCGCCGCCUGAACUCUGGGCUGCUGCUGCUGCUGCGGACGAUGCUGACGUGCCGCCGCCUCCCAUGGAGGUCCCGAGCCCCAAGGCAGGGAAAUGGGACUUUCUGCGCAAGGGCGUGGGCGUGGUGGAGUUCAACCGCAUCUCCAACGUGCACAUGAGUGAGGAGGAGCUGCAGGACACCAGGGUCACCGACCCCCCGCCCGCCCUCAUGCACCAUGUUGGACUCACGCUGCGCAAGCACCUGCGCCUGCAUGCUUUCAACGUGGACAUUCUAAGACAAGGCGGCCACGAUGACAGGUACUACGUGGUGGACAUCAACUACAUGCCUGGGUACGAGCGCAUCCCCGGGUUCCCUCAGUUCUUUGUCGAGUUUGUGCAGCAGUCCGUGCGCAAGCGCGCCGCGCACCUCGCACACCUCGCAGCCUCCUCCUUCGAUUCGGUUACAGGAGCAGACGCAGCCGCAGCAGCAGCUGAUGCAGUGGCCGCAGUGGAUAGUGGGGUGAGUGUGCGGAGUGUGAGGAGUGAGGGAGUGGAGCUGGGAGAGGAGGCGAGGGCUGCGCUUAUCCAGAAGGAGCUGGAGGUGCAGGGGGAUGUGGAGAUGCCCAUGAUGCCGUACCCGGUGCUGCAGGGCAAGAAGAAGUGGGUGGUUGUGCGUGCUGCCAUGAUGCUCCGGGGGCUUAACAAGCCUGGUGCUACCUAG
Closterium sp. Naga37s-1 is the source of this 1161-nucleotide messenger RNA. NCBI's taxonomy places the organism in Eukaryota, Viridiplantae, Streptophyta, Zygnematophyceae, Desmidiales, Closteriaceae. The record is from the annotation of a GenBank genome assembly.